AUGAACCGCGACAUGGACGAAACAGAGAACGCGUCUUCGCUGUUCCAAAACGACAGCAAUCUAGAGGAACAAAAUGACAAAGUGUCGCUGACAGCUAAGGUGCCGUUGAGUUAUCAAAUAGCGACAUCUGUGCUGAUCGGCGCGCUAAUCUUGUGCUCGGUAUUUGGAAACGCGUGCGUCGUGGCGGCCAUCGCUUUGGAGAGGUCACUCCAAAACGUGGCCAACUACCUAAUUGGGUCUCUUGCCGUAACGGACCUUAUGGUGUCGGUACUCGUCCUGCCUAUGGCAUGUCUCUACCAAGUUUUGGACAAAUGGACACUCGGACAGGUCGCAUGCGACAUAUUUAUCUCGUUGGACGUUCUGUGUUGCACGUCUUCGAUUUUGCAUCUGUGCGCCAUUGCGCUGGACCGCUACUGGGCGAUCACCGAGCCUAUAAACUACAUGAAAAAGAGGACGCUGAAACGUGCGGCGGUUCUGAUCGGCGCAACGUGGCUGGUGGGCUUCUUGAUAUCCGUGCCGCCCAUGUUGAUCAUGAAAUCGCAGCCCAAAAGCAAAGCAGAAGGCAUGGCCAACCCCGAAGCGUGCACGAUCAGCCACGACCCGUGGUACACCAUUUACUCAACAUUUUGCGCCUUUUACAUCCCGCUCAUCCUCAUGCUCGUGUUGUACGGACGCAUCUUCAAAGCGGCACGGUUUCGUAUCCGCAAGACGGUACGCAGGACAGAGAAGAAAAAAGUCACAUGCUUGACUGUGUCCCCGGCGCUUUUUAAGCGCGCCAAUGGAGAGCCGGGUAAAAGCUGGAGGAGCAGCGUGGAGCCCAAGCCAGCGUCGUGCGUUAACGGCGCAGUGAAGCACACCGACGACGGCGAGUCUGUGGAGAUUGUGGAAAUUCACGGCAAUUCAAGGCACGAUCUCCCUUUGCCUAACACACCGAGCUCGGCGCCGCUCUUCGAAAACCGACACGAGAAAAACACGGAGGCGAAGAGAAAACUGGCCUUGGCACGGGAACGCAAAACCGUAAAGACACUGGGCAUUAUCAUGGGCACGUUCAUCCUGUGCUGGCUGCCGUUUUUCAUCAAAGCCCUGGUGAUGCCUUUCUGCCCGUCCUGUGAGAUGCCCGUGUGGCUCCAGGACGUGAUCAACUGGCUCGGCUACUCAAACUCACUGCUCAACCCUAUCAUCUACGCGUAUUUCAACAAGGACUUCCAGAGCGCCUUCCAAAAAAUCAUCAAAUGUCAUUUUUGUCGAAAAUAACCGUGGAUUGCUUUGCUCUGCGAAUCACUUUGGGACUAAAAUAUAUUGCUCAUUUGUUGAAUUUCCAGG
This is a messenger RNA of Neoarius graeffei (lesser salmon catfish), 1323 nucleotides long. RefSeq names its product 5-hydroxytryptamine (serotonin) receptor 1A b (gene htr1ab). Gene Ontology annotation, molecular function: G protein-coupled serotonin receptor activity. Bases 1 to 1254 code for a protein of 417 amino acids. Gene Ontology annotation, biological process: adenylate cyclase-activating adrenergic receptor signaling pathway; regulation of hormone secretion; regulation of behavior. Gene Ontology annotation, cellular component: plasma membrane. The record is from RefSeq and is a predicted model, not a curated record. The transcript has a single exon. NCBI's taxonomy places the organism in Eukaryota, Metazoa, Chordata, Actinopteri, Siluriformes, Ariidae.